This is a messenger RNA of Aedes aegypti (yellow fever mosquito), 2139 nucleotides long. RefSeq names its product leucine-rich repeat-containing G-protein coupled receptor 5. Gene Ontology annotation, molecular function: protein binding. The transcript has 5 exons. The record is from RefSeq and is a predicted model, not a curated record. NCBI's taxonomy places the organism in Eukaryota, Metazoa, Arthropoda, Insecta, Diptera, Culicidae. Bases 689 to 1798 code for a protein of 369 amino acids.
GUCGAUUGUAGCGUGGACUGCGCAUAGAAGUGACGACGUCUUUCCGUUCAAUUUAAAAAUUGGACUGAUUUAGUAUCAUUCGGACAACGGAAUCGAUCGGAACUGGGAAUAGUCGCGCGAGAAUCCCGCCGGUAAGCUAGCUUCGUAGUGUUCAAUGAUUGAGUGGAAUUAUCAAGUACGGAAAACAACCACCAGAUAAGGUACGCUGCUGGAGGCGAUAAUUAGCUAAGUAAUGCUAACGGAUUAAUAGUUAUAAAAUGUGAAAAAGAGAAUAAUAGUCGUAGAGAAAAGGCUCGUACGGAUGCUCCAGUUGUGGAUGUGAUCUGCUAUUACAUGCUUCACAAAGAAAAUGUUCAAAGAAUGAAGGUUGACGAAAAAUUGAUUACUAAUGCACGUACAAGGCACCCAAAAAUUAGUGAUAAGAAAUGUGUGGAAGCAUCCGUUAUCUUAGAAUAAAGGUGAUAUCAACGGAAGUUUUGUGUUUGAAUUUGGCUUCAAUGUCUUAAUGUGGAGUGCCGUUAUCAUCCAUCACAAGUGAAUGUUUACUCUUCUACGAAUCUACUGGAAUCACGAGACGGUUGAAUCUUGUUUUACGUCGAAAGCAAUUAUCCGACCCAGCCAACCUGCUCCCACCCAUCAGCAUCAUCAUUAUCAGUGAACACCCCCCACAACGGCGAAGUCGACGAAAAUGCUGAUGACUCGACCAAUGCUAACCGGGAAGCGAGUUCUCCUAGCCCUGGGUGCACUGGUAACGCUAACACUGAGCUAUGCCAACGGAUUCGCCACGCUGCCAAGUGACAUGACCAAACGAUGCACGCUGGAGCGAUAUCAGAAAAUGAUCGGGUACAACUGUGCCGACCUCAAGCUGAAAGAGAUCCCGCAAAACUUGAAAAGCAGUCUAUUGAUUCUAGAUCUCAGCUUCAAUCGCAUUCGUGACCUUAAUACACACUCCUUCGCCCGAUAUACAGAAGUCAAAUAUCUCUAUUUAUUCGAAAACAUGAUCCAGAAUAUCGAAGAAGGGACGUUCAGUGAGCUGGUGAACUUGGAAGCUCUUGAUCUAUCGAACAACGCAUUGAACACAAUUCCCUUGGAACUCUUUCGACUGCCAUUACUGAGGAAUCUGUACGUAGCAUACAACAACCUGGCAAAUGUCGAGGACGAUCUACUGCUGUUGGAGAAACCUGUUCGGGCCCCACUGCAGAUCCUUAGUCUAGCCGAAUGUUGGCUGAAGCGGCUGCCAAAUUUCGGAAUUCUGCCGGACUUGUGGCAGCUGAACAUAUCUUCCAACCCAAUGACGGAGUUAACAAUUGAUCAGUUUUCGCCAAUGUGCAACCUUCGAUCACUGGACCUGAAUGCCACGAAGAUCCCACCUUGUUCUUGUCAGUUGAUUACAGCCGAACUGUCGACUCGGCGUACGGUGAUCCACAAUAAUCCUCCCAGCUGCUUUGCAGAAUCAACCAUCUGUCACCAGGACUUGUCUACAACCUCGCCACCCUCUAAAACGGAAGAAUAUCAACAAUGCAUGGACAUCCGGAACACUCGGAAGUUGGAUACCGAGGCCAAAUCGAUAUGGUUUAAAAUAUCGCUCGGAGUGGUCGCAUGUAUCGCCCUGUUCUUGAUCAUUCUCUGCUACUUCCACCGACGGAAUGCCAGAAACAUGAAGGAAAACAGAAAGAAGCAAAACAUGUCAAAAAACCUUACCCCCAUCCACAGGAUAAAGGUGUCGUCGUCCGACGAUGAUUCACCCAAAGUUGUCGAAAACGGAAACCGUGAUAAACUUAUUACCGACUGUGAUUAGCCGCGAAGUCGAGUCGGGAUGUUCCACAUACUCUGUCCUCACGCAAUUGCCCGCAAGAUCGAAUGCAACGCAACCUAUUCGAUCAGACAAGACUAACGACUAGGAUUAAGGAAAAAGAGACACAAACUGUAAAUAGUAGCUAAUUCCAUUAGAUUAGUAUGUAGGGCUAGAAUUACUCAGAACGAUCGCCUUUUAGAUAGUACAGUACAAUGUUAUUGCCAUCGAUCAACAAUCUUGCCACCUACUUUUUACUUAGAUAUUUUGUUCGAGUUAGAUACAUACAUGUACGCCAAAGAAAAUGAAUAAAUAUUUGCCAUGUUCAACACUGUUAAAACAGAAAA